CACUCGGGCGUAUCCGUAUGACCUACUUCAGUGCACGGUGUCCCGACCACGGCAGACAACACGCUCAAGAUAUGUGAUGGCCGACUCAAAGCAAAUACCCGCUGAUGGAAAUACGGAUAUACAGGCAGAUUGUGAAGAUGAUGGCGGGCCAUGUAAAUGGGGAACUUUUAAACCACACUUCUGCCAGAGAUUUAGAAAACCUGGCUGGGUAUUGUUUUGGCUGUGCUGGGUUGGCGGGCUGCAGGGCAUGCUCGUUUCCGGCUUUGUCAACGUCAUCAUCACAACCAUCGAGCGUCGCUUUGAAAUCAGCAGCACGGAGACGGGGACCAUCGUCAGCAGCUACGACAUAGCGUCAGCGAUCUGCCUCAUUCCCGUCAGCUACUUCGGUGGCCUUGGCGUAAAGCCUCGUUACAUCGGCAUCGGAGUUUUCGCACUUGGAGUCGGGUCGUUCCUGUUCGCAUUGCCGCAUUUCACAACGGGGCUAUACACAGUGGAGAACACCCAGGACACUGUGUGUAUCCAAGGAGGGAACGCUACUACUACCUGUGACACCACGACUAACUACGGCAGCAUCUCAAACUACAUGUAUGUAUUCGUGCUCGCCCAACUGCUACAUGGGGCCGGAUCAUCACCGUUUUACACUCUGGGGGUGACGUACUUGGACGAAAACCUUCCCUUGAGGUCGUCAGCGUUGUAUAUUGGUAUCUACUACUCCUGCGUGAUCUUAGGUACGGCUCUAGGGUACCUGGCUGGGGGAGAGCUCCUCAACAUCUGGACCGACGUCGACGUCGUCGACACAUCAAGCCUCUCUAUCACCCCCGACAACCGGAAAUGGGUGGGCGCAUGGUGGCUGGGAUUUGUCAUCAGCGGAGUAAUAGCGUUGGUGAUCAGCGUCCCUCUGGCUGGCUUCCCCCGGGCCCUCCCAGGUUCAAGCAAGUACCGCCAGGAGAAGGAGGCCGAGGUGUACGGCGGGCGGGAGAAGGAGGAACCGGAGGCCGAUGAUGCUACUCAGAAACACGCUGAAGCACAGUCUGAAAAGCGCCUUGUUAAAGAUAUACUCCACUCAACAAAACUGCUGCUUACAAAUCCAACUUUCAUGUUUCUCAAUCUGGCAGGAGCUUCCGAAGCUAUCAUCGUGGGAGGAUUCUCGACCUUCGCACCCAAGUUCCUGGAGUCAGAGUUUAGUCUGCCUGCAGCCAGAGCUGCUCAGUAUGUAGGUUUGGUUGUUAUUCCCGCUGGAGGCGGUGGAACACUCCUCGGGGGUUACCUUGUGAAGCGUUUCAACCUGAAGGUUCGUGGCAUCCUCAGGAUGUGUCUUGCUUCCACGCUGACCGUCUGUGUCCUUGGACUUGGCUUCCUCAUUCACUGUGACAACGUACCCUUCGCCGGUGUCAACGUGCGCUACCAGAACAGCUCCACUAGCCUGAAUAUAGAGUACUUGGGCAAGAGGCUGGACAACACGUGCAACAGCAACUGUGCGUGUACAGAAGAUGACUAUCACCCGGUGUGUGGGCGGGACGGCCUCACGUACUUCUCCCCCUGCUAUGCUGGAUGCACGGUGAUUCAGUAUGGAGAGGUCACGCGCUACAACAACUGCUCCUGCAUCAGCAGCAACGCUACAGACUACAUGGCGGAGUUCACCAGAUGCGAAACCUCCUGCAUGUGGUUGCCCCUCUUCCUCCCUAUAUUUGCCCUCAUGAUGUUCUUUACGUUCGUCAUCAGCAUGCCGUCCCUGACUGCCACGCUCAGGGUGGUAUCACAGAAACAUCGAUCCUUCGGACUGGGCAUCCAGUGGCUGGUCGUCAGAUGUUUGGGUGCCAUCCCUGGUCCGAUCCUGUUUGGCAAGAUGAUUGACCUGUCCUGCCUGCUGUGGCAGAAGCGCUGCGACGGGAACGGCUCUUGCUUCUUCUACGACAACAAGCUGAUGAGCUACUACCUCAUGGCGUUAGGCAUCAGCCUCAAGGCCCUGUCCUCAGUCUUCUUUUUCUUGGCACUAGUCCUGUACAAGAAAUCCCCACACAGGAAGAUAGUUGAAGUGGAUUCGAAACUUGAGAUCACAGCAACCGACGCCAGUGCCAAUGGAAUAGACAAUCCAGUGUUUUAUAAUAGUACUGAAAAAAUCUCAAUUGGUAGAGAGGAUCCAAUUAUUAUAAGUGGUACUACACUGAAAACAAAGUUAUAGCCAUAUCUUAAGUUGUUCCGGGAAACAUACUGCUGAUUAAGUAUACAUCUAUCUCAGGUUUGUUCUGGAAACCAGGGAGUCUAUACAAGUUUCGACUCCCUCAAGAAAGAGACUGCAUAUUAAGUUAUGGAACUAUCUUUGGUUAUGCCUGGAAACAGACUGCUUACUAAGCUGUUCAUCUGUCUCAGGUUAGUCCGGGAAACUGCUGGUUAACAUAUCAAAAAAGACAGGAGAUGGUGGUUUGAUCGUUGGCCAGGAAUUCGGGAAUGGCACGGGAACAUUGCAUUAGGCUUUACUCUGGUCACCCAGAUAUUCAGUGAAGUCUUGCUACCAGACCUGCUCCCUCAUUUCAACAACACAAGGAGGAUUGCUUUGACCAACCAGAUGGUGAAAGUGUUGAACUGACUGACAGGAAGCGUCACCAAGAACUACUAUGAUCAAUAUAUCUGCAAUUUGCAGAGAUCUGAGAGUGCCCCGAUCGACGGCUAUGAUCAUAUGCAGAUACGUUUAUCCGAAUAACCACAACGCUAGUGUUCUCAUGUGGUCGAUGGGGAAAAACUGCUUUGAAACUUGAAAAACAUCGGUCUCGGUUUCGGCGUUUGCUAAUUUAGACCAACAUAGCUAUGAUGCCAUCACUUUAACAGGAUGUUUUGAAGUGCAUGGUGCCAUCACUUUAACUUGAUGCCUUCAACGGCAUGGUGCAAUCACUUUAACAUGAUGCCUUCAACAGCAUGGUGCCAUCACUUUAACAUGAUGCCUUCAACGGCAUGGUGCCAUAAUGGUUAUCUGUUAUCUGUUUAUUAAUAUGUAUGUUUUGUACACGUGUGUUUACGAUAGGUUGUAUUUUGAUGAAUGGACAUAACAAAUACUAUUACUCUACUGAACACUCCAUAUGGACAUCAGGAGGCCAACUGUCCUUGCUCGCCCAGUACAUGUUUACUCCUUCACUCAUUGUUCGCAGUUACUUCCCUUAACUGUAGGGAGACGCUGGUCGCGGGUACGGCGUUCCCAACCUCUUCGAUUAUGUCACUUGGUGUUUUAUCCCCCGUCCCGGGCUCUUUGUUUCGCCAGAGUGGUAAAAAUACACGAUCAACGGCGCUGUGUAACCUGCUUGCGGCACGCCGUCAUUUACCGCCUCACUCUUCACGUCCUGAAUGAAGUGUGCGACGAUAUAUAACCUGUAUAAGCAUAGGACAAGAACUUUAUGUGAAUUGGAUAUCAUGUUCAUUACCUAAUGUUAUGUUACACAUGGAAUGUGCCUGCAAUAUAUACAUGGAAUGUGCCUGCAAUAUACUGAGUUUUCAACCCUGCUGAGAUUAUAAGACUGCCAGUGCGCUGUGCUGUGACGGUCCGGUUGUGCAUAAUAGAAUGAGGGGCAAAGACUCGGUGGAACCUCCAAUACUCACUAAGGCUGAAUGUGCAUGGGUGGCCCGGUAGUAUAUUUCAACUCUCAAUUCACUGAUCACGGUUCGAAUCCCAGAUUUGCAUUAAUUAUGAACCCUGAUCUGUGAAAGCCAUACCCUGCUCGUGGGUGUCACCAAAGCGAUAAACAUCUACGACCUGCGUCACUGUUGAUGAUCCUCUCAUAACAAGCUCUUAAAUAUUUGAAAUCCAAUGAAAAAGCGACAUUGAAAGCAAAAACUACUCAACGCUGAAUGAUAUCAUUCUGUUGGGGAUGAAGAAAUCAAUGAUGAGAUAUCCCCAUGUUAACACUCCAUGUUUUGCUCAUAGUUUCUAACAUACUGGAGGUUUUUUAACCCUAAAAAGCAUAAAGGCAUAUUGUUAGGGCUAGUGAAAUUUAUUUAUGAACAUCUUGUUAACCAUGCGGUGUGUUAACGCAAGUAGUGUACAAUUACAGAUUCAACAGCUGAAAUAUAAGUUAAGUUUAUUUUCCUGACAGUGUUAACGUUUGGCGUUUGGAUCAUUAAAUGGUACGAGUGGUUCUGACACAAGAAAUAUGUAGACACCUCACAGUCCGUCCGACCAUCCACGUGUAAUUAAUAUAAUAAUAUCGUUAACACUCGAGGAAGCCCUGAUAUAGACCAUUUAGUCCAGCGUUGGUGGGUCAAAUAGCGAGGACUGAAAUAUGUAUAAAGUACUAUUUGUAUAAUUAUUUAUUGAGCUCACUAAACAAAACUUCCACUCUGUAAUAAAAAGUAAGAAAAUAAACGACCCAAUUAACACAUCAGAUUUGUGUCCAACGCAAUUUAUUUUCAAAUUUUCACACUCACUCAUGUUUAAUGAAAUGUAGAAGGGGACCUUCUUCGUAAAAAAGCUACACAGAAAGAGUGUUUUACCUCCCGUGUGGAAAAUAUUGUUCAUCCGUUCCAUAAGGAAACAAAAUAUAAUUAAUCACUGAGACUGGUUUCUUCGUCAUUAUCGACUAAUAUCCGAUAUUCAUUUCCCCAGCUUCCAAGUAAUAAAACAAAAACUGUGUCGCUAGUUGCUCCAGGCUGAACUUGCCCCCGUGACAACUGUACAUUUGUUUUAUUGUUAACGCUGACGAUGUCCUUUGUGUUUUACAUGAGUCUAUAAGUCAUAACUUCAGCUCAUGUUGUUUUCUUAUAAAUAUUUUAUGUUUACAGAGUUAUAUUCAUGUACAUAUAUAUAUAUACAUUUUCUUUGAAUUAAAACGUUUUGAAUGAAA
Messenger RNA from Haliotis rufescens (red abalone), 4829 nucleotides. RefSeq names its product solute carrier organic anion transporter family member 4A1-like. NCBI's taxonomy places the organism in Eukaryota, Metazoa, Mollusca, Gastropoda, Lepetellida, Haliotidae. Gene Ontology annotation, molecular function: protein binding. The transcript has 11 exons. The record is from RefSeq and is a predicted model, not a curated record. Gene Ontology annotation, biological process: transmembrane transport; sodium-independent organic anion transport. Gene Ontology annotation, cellular component: membrane. Bases 77 to 2182 code for a protein of 701 amino acids.